Messenger RNA from Rosa chinensis, 1344 nucleotides. Its product is annotated as flavonol synthase/flavanone 3-hydroxylase. Bases 42 to 1088 code for a protein of 348 amino acids. NCBI's taxonomy places the organism in Eukaryota, Viridiplantae, Streptophyta, Magnoliopsida, Rosales, Rosaceae. The record is from RefSeq and is a predicted model, not a curated record. The transcript is spliced from 2 exons.
UAUAACAUUAUAUAUAUACCUCCAAUGCAUCAUAGAUGUAGAUGCACAUUGCACUACUUUGCUUAGUAAUUGUCCUUGCAAAAUUAAUGGACGUAGAGAGAGUCCAAGCCUUGGCCUUGCGUGGGCUCAACGAGCUCCCAGCGAAGUUCAUCCGCCCGACUCAUGAGCAACCCGAGAACAGCAAGGCCUUGGAGGGAGUCACCGUGCCGGUGAUCUCCCUGGCUAAACCACAUGACAUUGUCGUGAAGGAAGUGGCUGAGGCAGCCUCCGAGUGGGGCUUCUUUCUCAUCACUGACCAUGGCAUACCAGCUUCUUUGAUAGAGCAGUUACAGAAGGUGGGCAAAGAGUUCUUUAUGCUGCCACAGGAGGAAAAAGAGGCUUAUGCAAAUGACCCUGCUAAUGGCAAAUUUGAUGGGUAUGGAACCACGAUGACUAAGAACCUUGAUGAAAAGGUUGAGUGGAUUGACUAUUUCUUUCACGUCACUGCUCCUCCAUAUAAGGUCAACGAUGAAAUCUGGCCUAGGAAUCCUCCAUCAUACAGGGAAGUAAAUGAAGAAUACAGUAGGGAAAUGCUGAGAGUAACAGACAAGCUACUGGAGUUGCUUUCCGAGAGUCUAGGCCUGGACAAGCAGGUACUAAAAUCACAUGUCGGAGGUGACAAAAUAGAGCUGGAAAUGAAGAUAAACAUGUACCCGCCAUGCCCACAGCCGCAACUGGCUCUCGGAGUUGAGCCUCACACAGACAUGUCGGCCCUCACCUUGCUGGUUUCGAACGAUGUUCCUGGUCUUCAGCUGUGGAAAGAUGGUAACUGGGUUUCAGUAAAUUACCUAACCAAGACAGGAGCAAUCUUCGUUCACAUUGGUGAUCAGAUGGAGGUGUUGAGCAAUGGCAAGUACAAGAGUGUUCUUCACAGGAGCUUGGUGAACAAGGAACGGUUGCGCAUGUCGUGGGCUGUGUUCGUUGUGCCGCCGCAUGAGGCGGUCAUUGGGCCUCUGCCAGAGCUUUUGGAUGAACAAAACCCUGCCAAAUACUCUACCAAAACAUAUGCUGAAUACCGGCACCGCAAAUUCAACAAAAUCCCACAGUGAAUGAGUGGUUUAAUUAAUGUGUUGCUGAGUUGCUCAUUGGGUAAAAAUAAUUUCUUCAUAAGGUUCAUAUGUUUUGUUGUUUGUCCGAGUAUAAAAAGUGGGGUUUUGUCCAAAAAAAUAAAAAGUAUAUAAAGUGGGGAUUUGUGAUGCAAUCUCUGCACUUGGUGCUUUGUUAUUUCUUUCUUCGGUUAAUUCUGUUUGUUGUAUUGAACAAAAAAUAAAGGGGAGUAAAAUUACAUUCUGCACUUCAACUUUC